UACAUACUCGAUCAAUUACAAAUUACGAAAAUGGACAAUUAACAUAUUUUUACCAGAGAAGAAAAAAAGGACAUUUAGAAGACAAAAAUAGAAAGAAUCUAUAGACGAUGAUUAUUAUAAGUGCAUGAAUUAACUCUUGCGUGGAAGAAGAAUCAUAGCUUCAUCGUUCUCUCUCCCAAGAAAAAACUCCAAAACCCUAAACCAAAUCGACGAAGAUGCCAACUUUUUAUACUGGUAAAGACGAUUUAGCUGUGGCGAAUCUGCUUUCACAAGCAAAAGAUCACUACGUUCUUGAACAAGUCGCCAAAAUCAACUGCUCUGGCUUCACCGACGACUCUGCUCUUCCCUCUAAUCUCGAAACCCGUACCCGUUUACGUCGUCUCAAAUCUCUUCCGGUUUCUAGAUCCUACUCGGUUGCUUCGUCCUCGAAGAAGAAGCUUCUCUCUCAGUCCAAGACAUUGGCAAGUUACCCUAAGAAGAAGAGUUGUGGAAACGGUUCCUCUGUUUCUUCUUUUUCAAGUUUCUCAGGAAAUCUAACUGGAAACUCUUGUCCUUUAGAUUCAUCUGUUGGAAUCAAACGUGAUACGAGUGUCAAUUCGAGGUUUGAGAAGAAAUCACGAAGUGGAUUUGGAGAUUUCUCAGAUUCUGGGAGAAUUGGUUAUAGUUCAUCAAAACGGCUAAACCCUAAGUUUUUGACUCCAACAACACAAACCCUGAAGCUUCGUCCUAAAGAGAACUCAAGAACCAGUUCAACUUCACUAACCUCCAUUGAUUCAGCUUCCCCAUCAUCUUAUCUGGACCAAAGGGAAGGAAUGAACAAAUCGAAAUCGAGGUUUUUAAGAUCAUGGUUUGAUAAGUUACCCCUAGCACAAGCCAUGGACGAUUCAGCUGUGGAGGAUCUGCUUUCACAAGCUAAAGAUCACUACGUUCUUGAACAAGUCGCCAAAAUCAACUGCUCUGGCUUCAUCGACGACUCUGCUCUUCCCUCUAAUCUCGAAACCCGUUUCCGUCGUCUCAAAUCUCUUCCGGUUUCUAGAUCCGACUCGGUUUCUUCGUCCUCGAAGAAGAAGCUUCUCACUCAGUCCAAGACCAUGGCAAGUUACCCUGAGAAGAAGAACCAUGGAAACGUUUCCUCUGUUUCUUCUUUUUCCAACCAAGUUGGAAAGUCUUGUCCUUUAGAUUCAUCUGUUGAUGAACAAAUUUUCUCGAGAACAAAAUGUAAUCAGAGUGUGAGUUCACGAGGUGGGCUUGGAGAAUCUUCAGGUUCUCGGAGAAUCGGUUCAAGUUCAUCGAGAUUUUCUUGUGGAAACGUGUCCUCUGUUUCUAAACUCUCCGAUUUCUCGGGAAAGUCUUGUCCUUUGGAUUCAUAUGUCGAGGAAACACAGAUUUUCUCAGGAAUCAAACAUAAUCCACGUGUGAAUUCACGAAGUGGGCUUGGAGAUUUCUCAGAGAGAAUCGGUUCGAGUUCAUCAAGAUUUUCUCGAGAAGGUAAGAUCUCGACUGCAACACAAACCCUAAAGCUUUUACCUAAAGAAAAAUCAAGAAUCAGCUCACCUUCAUCUACUUCCAUUGAUGUAGCUUCACUAUCAUCUGAUCAAAACCUAAAAGAGAGAUCGAACAGGAAAUCGAAAUCAAACUCGAAGUUUUUAACAUCAUGGUUUAAUAAGUUAUCUCCAGCACAAGCCAUGGGUUGCUUAAGACAUACUCCAAACAAAUCAUCACCUAACAACAAAAAAGAAGUGUAUUGGGAAGAGGAUUUGAAAAAGGAGGCCAAGGCGUCAUUCAAAGAAACAGAGCAGGUGCUAAGAAAAGCAAAUGGAGCCGUCAAAAGGUUAAGAAGAUUGAGGUCUGAAUCAAAAUUUGAUUAACUAGGAAUGUUGUUUUGACGACCAUUACUAGUUGCAUAUCUUUUUUAGUUGUUACAACUAAACAUUUAUUGGAUAU
Arabidopsis arenosa is the source of this 1944-nucleotide messenger RNA. NCBI's taxonomy places the organism in Eukaryota, Viridiplantae, Streptophyta, Magnoliopsida, Brassicales, Brassicaceae. The record is from the annotation of a GenBank genome assembly.